GUGCUAUUGCUAUUAUUUAUGUGAAGAUUUUAAUCCUGCUAUACAGUAUCAAAAUCAGCAGAAAUGUUUAAAUAAAACAGAAAGAAUGGGGACUUUAGAGUAUAAGCCUUUGGUAUAAUUUUUAAAAAAUUGGGCAGAAAAAGUGUGUGCCUCUUCUAAAGAUAUAAAGGAAGUUUUAUUGAUUUAUUUUUAAGUGCUGUGGGGAUGAGAAAUGGAUCAAUAACAGAAAUAAUGUACCUCAAUAACUAAUAAGAUUAUCCCUGCCUUCAGAAAUUACAACCAGGAUACUGUCACCAAAGCAGAAAUCAAAGAAUGAAAAAAGAAAAACAACUGAAAAUAAUUUUCUGGAAAUUAUAAGAAUUAUAAACUAUAUGGGUGUACAUAACAUACAGAAUCUCUAUCGGAAUUAAGUAUCCACAAAUUUGCCCUAGCAUAGAUUGCAUUUUCUCUGAAUAAUCUGUAUGGGGUAGCGAUGGGGUAGAAAGGAAAAGUCAGUCAGUUCCCGGAUUGUUAUAAUUCCUACACUCUUUCUGACAUUCUUCUCUGUUUCUUCCUGUCUCUCUCUCUCCCUUAGAGGUUGCCACCCAUCUCUUUAUAUUUAUAUUUCUAAAAUUUUAUUUGAAGUGUGACAUAACAUCCUAGCCGAAUGUGGAAGAACUACUGUACACCUUUUAAGGUACUAGCCAGUGGUGGGACUCAGUCAGUUUGCACCACUUCGGGAGAACCGGUUGUUAACUUUCUGAGCAGUUUGGCAAACUGGUUGUUGGAAGAAAUCAUUAGGGCAGAGAACCGGUUGUUAAAUUACUUGAAUCCCACUACUGGUACUAGCAUAUUCAAUGCAGUGGUGUCAUAUAACUUUGCGCCCUGUUUCAGACAAAGUUCUGUGUGAUUACUCUUCCUCCCCCCCCAGUUUUCACACUGCAAUUUGGGCCAUCUUAUAUUUUAAAAUAUUUGAUGAAACCGUAGCUAAUGAAAGAAGGACAAAAGUGUCAUCAGGCCAAUGGAAAUCACACACACUCUAGAUUCAGUCUGGACCUAACAGGUGUCAUGACAUUCGCUUGAAUCAAGCUUUGCCCUGGAUCAUCUGACACCUGAUCAAGGCUUCAUAUCUUAGGCCCAAACAAACCCUUGGUCUUACCUCAGUCUAUAUUAGGGAAUAUCAGUAUAUUAGGGAAAAGAAAAAGUAGACUACAUAAAUUUUUUUCUAGUGAGUGUUAGUAGUAGUGAGUUUUGGAUGUACAAUACAGUGGGUUCUAUUUGAAUUCUAGGAAAAAAGACUUCUUAACAAUAAGAGCAGUUUGACAGUUCAACCAAUUUUCAAAGAACUGGUGAGCAAAUCUUCCCUGGAUGUGUUCAAAUAGAAGCUGAACAUUCCUCUGUUCUGGAUGCUUCAAUUUUGUCAGAGCUGCAAUUUGAAUCAGUGAUGGCCCCUUCAAGCUCUAUAAUUCUAUGUAACAAAACCAUACUGUUUCAUCUCUGGACAGAUGCUAUAAAUAGCUGCUUCCCUGAGGAAUGAUAGAUGCAGUGCAGUGAUGCUAUAAGAGAAGUAUUUAAAUCUACCCUUAAGCUGUGUCAUGCUUGCUAGCCACUGAAGAGAUUGCUAAUCUGUAGAAAGAAAAUCAGUGAGGGUUUUUAGCUGAUCAUUUGGAUGAAGGGCUAAUUACAUAACCUUUUAGCUAAAAGGAAUUGCUCUGUUUCCAUGGUUCAUAAAUUACCAGUGUGAAAGGAAAGGAUUAUUGGUCACAAUAGAAGUUGGGCUCCUUUUUCUACAUUCAUUACAGUUUUAGUAAAGAAAUAUGCAAGCUGCAUUUUCAAUUUAUGUGAAAUCACUUCAGUUUCCAGAAUAUUUCUGAUUGCAAUUGCAUUAGGCUCAGAUGUUUGGCUAAAGACUUUUUUUCCUUGAUAGUUAUAAAUUGAGUGUGGAUCCUUAGGAAUAUUUUUAAGUCUUUAAUUAUUAGUUAUCAUAUUUUUAAAAUACAUAGAGCAAGCAGCUUAACAGAAAGAAUACAUCAAGGGAAGACUUCAGAGCAGAAACUCAGAUUCCAAGUUAGUAGAAUAAGCAGCUGGCUUUUAACAUUUUGAAUAAUUAGAGCAAUAUACAUAGUCAUUAUAUGUCCUUUAGAAGAACACAUCUAAAAUUCUCAUUAUAUUUGCAGAAUUAGAACUGUGUCUAUCAUGGAAAUAUGUUUAUAUUAUAUUUAUCCUUCAUCUCAUUUAGAGUUUCAUGAUUUCUGUAGGUUACCUGACCUAGCUGCUACACACUGCAGAAGUGAACAUUCUUCUUUUGUCACAGCCACAUUCCUUCAUGAGGACCAUAUGAUAACUGGUGAUAAACCAAGCAGGGAGUUUAUCAAAAAAUUAUUACCUUUUCUUCCUCCUGUUUGCUUUCUGACAACUUCUUCUGCCUUUUUCAAGCAUAAGACUUGGGAUGGAACAAAUUGUUCUUGCUAUUCUCUAAACUAAUUCCUUGUACACAGAUUUUAUGGAAAGCGUUUCAAUUUAAACCAAAGGCUGCUUGAAAAUAGACCAAGGCCACAUGUCUCCCUGGGUUGCAAGAUAUUUAGCUCAUGUUAAAGUAUAUCCCAUGUACAUUUACAUAUGAAUUAGCCUCAAAGAGUUUUAUAUCCAGUGAAGUAUGUAGAUUUUUCAUGAUACUCCUGGUUUUUAAUGUUCUUUCCUAUUUCUUUUAAUAUAAGGAUUGAUUGAUUAUGUUCAAUCAAUCAGGUUGUUGUCAACUUUUAGUGACCACAUUAAUAGAUUUUUUUAAAAAAUAUAAAUAAUUAAAACAGUCAUUUAGAAAAGUAAAACUAGGUAACCUAAUUUGGAGCCCUGUGCUUCUUGACAAUGCUUUUCUGAAUGUUCACUGCAACAGAAGGAUAGAGGUGGAUGAAAUUACCAAUGGAAAUUCUUGAAUGUAAAUUGAUGCCUUGCUUGUGAAUCCACAUGGACACUGUUAGCAGACUUUUCUUCAAGUACAGUUUCUAUCAACUUUUCCUGUGGUGCUUUCAGUAAAUUUUCUGUAACUGUCAAUUUCAUAUCUUUUAAUGGAUGAUCAAAGAAGUGACAGAUCUAUUAACCCUGAAGAUGAAUUAAGCGUAUCAAAUAUAUCAGUUCAAAGAUCAGAUUCUGAAGAAAAAUGGGAAAGACUCACAAAAAAACUCAACAAGACAUCAAAAUCCAAAAGGAAAGCUAAAAGGGACAAGUCUGCCUGGAAUUUUCAAAAUAAAAUAAUCUUGUUUACAAUAGUUCUCUUCAUUAUCGGGGUAAUAAGUUGGACAUUAUUGUGGCUUUUUAUUGAUGAACAGCAAGUCACAAGUAUAGUCUACAAGAGAGAUCCUUUCCAGAGAAAAGCUGGGAAGCUGGGUUCUCCUUGCAGUUGAGGCAGAAAACAAAGAUGCUUUGUAUUUUGUUGGACUAUUUCGUGUUGCCAACAUUGAAUUUCUUCCAGAAUAUCGGCAGAAAGAAUCUAGGGAGUUCCUUUCAGUAGCACAGAAUGUGCAACAAGUGAUGAAUCUGGUGUAUACCAAAUCUGCUUUCUCAAAAUUUUACAAGCAAUCCAUUGUCUCUGAUGUCAGCAAUAACAACAAUGGGGGACUUCUUGUCCAUUUCUGGAUUGUGUUUGUGGUACCACAGGCAAAAGGCCAAAUAUUUUGUGAAGACUGUGUUGCAGCUAUUUUAAGAAAUUCAAUUCACACAAGCAUCACCAAUCGAACCUCAGUAGGGAGUCUUCAAGGCCUUGCAGUGGAUAUGGAUUCCAUUGUACUCAAUGUUGGGCUUCGAUCGGAUUACUCUUCAACAACAGGAACAGGUGCAAACUGCAUCUAUGAUCUGCAUGCAGAUGUCUUGCAUCAACAUUUUCCAUUGGACUUUUUGGAAACAUCAGGAAGGAUGAUCUGUUAUUUUAAACUGAUUGCGUUGGUUGGCUACUUAAUUCGCCUUUCUAUAGCAUCCAUUCGGAUUGAAGCGGACAACUGCAUUAGUGAUUCAUUGACCAUUUAUGACUCCCUAAUGCCAAUAAAGAGUAAGAUAUUAUAUCGAAUAUGUGAACCUUCUAAUUCAUGGAUAUCUUUUGUUUCUACAAAUAAUAUGAUGUUAGUUAUGCUGAAGUCCACACAAGUUAGGCAAAUGAAGGAAUUUCAUGGCUACUUUGAGAUGAUUCCACAAGAAAAAUGUGGAAAUACUAUAUUUGCAUUAGGAAGUUCCGGAUUUGAAGGGCAAAUCAUAAGUCCCCAUUAUCCCAGCUAUUACCCUCCAAAAUGUAUUUGCAUGUGGACUUUUCAGGCACCUCAGACGAACUUUGGUAUUGCCCUGAUGUUUCAUAAUUAUAUGAUCAGUGAAAAAAGCAUUAAAGGCUGUGAACAUGGAUGGUGGAAAAUUAAUGAGCUAAUGUAUUGUGGCUACUACAUUGAUCAUCGAACGAUAUUCCGUGUGGCAAACUUGGUGGUUAACAUGGAAUUUCAGUGCAGUUCCAAGCUUUCUGAACAUCCCUUUCUUGUGGAAUAUGGAAGUUACAAUAUCAGCCAGCCUUGUCCACUUGGGUCUUUUGAAUGCCACAGUGGGUUAUGUAUCCAACAAAUUCAGCUUUGUGAUGGAAUCAAUGACUGCUUUGAUGAAAGUGACGAAUUGUUUUGUGACAUACCCCCCAAAAAUUGUAGUAGCAACUUCUUAACACAGCACCAUUCUUUUAUCUGUGAUGGAAUAAAUAACUGUAAAGAUGGUCAGGAUGAAUUACAUUGCACAGAAAGCAUUCCCUGUACCAGCAAUACUUUUAAAUGCAACAAUGGCAUUUGCUUCAGGAAACAAAAUGCGAGAUGUGAUGGAAUCCUGGACUGCCUUGAUCGAAGUGAUGAAAACAAUUGUAGCUGUGGCAGUACUAGAUAUAACAACACUCACAACCGGAUUGUGGGAGGUUCUGAGACCAAUGAAGGAGAAUGGCCCUGGCAAGCCAGCUUGCAUUUUGCUGGAGUUGCUUAUUGUGGCGCCUCUGUGAUAUCAAAUGAGUGGCUUCUCUCUGCCGCCCAUUGUUUUCAGGGGAACAGGUUAUCAGAUCCUAGAAUUUGGACGGCUCACUUGGGAAUGCACAGAAAAGGAAAAGCCAAAUUUGUGUCCACUUUGAAGAGAAUCAUUGUCCAUGAAUAUUAUAACAGUCAAAAUUAUGAUUAUGACAUUGCUCUGCUACAAUUAAGCACCCCAUGGCUUGAGACAAUGAGAUGGUCAGUUGGGCCAAUAUGCUUACCUCCCACCAUACACAAUGUGCACCCUGGAGAAAAAUGCUGGGUAACAGGCUGGGGACAGAAGCAGGAAACAAAUGAUGACACACCAGCAAUUUUACAGAAAGCAGAGGUGGAAAUUGUGGAUCAAACAGUUUGUCAUUCAACAUAUGGGCUUAUCACAAGUCGCAUGCUGUGUGCUGGAAUAAUGUCUGGAAAAAGGGAUAGCUGCAAAGGAGACUCUGGAGGACCUCUAUCAUGUCGAAAUAAAGGUGACGGAAAAUGGUUUUUGAUGGGAAUUGUUAGUUGGGGCUACGGUUGCGGAAGACCCAAUUUCCCAGGAGUGUAUACAAGAGUGUCAAAGUUUGCUACAUGGAUACAAAAAUACAUGCCUUCAGUUUUUAGCUAGUAGUGAUUAUAUUCCAAAAGCUAUGAAACAUUGUUAUUAAAACCAUAUUUAAUAAAUUAUUAUGUUUUAA
Messenger RNA from Pantherophis guttatus, 5689 nucleotides. The record is from RefSeq and is a predicted model, not a curated record. NCBI's taxonomy places the organism in Eukaryota, Metazoa, Chordata, Lepidosauria, Squamata, Colubridae.